Molecule: messenger RNA, 2449 nt
Organism: Plectropomus leopardus (leopard coralgrouper)
Lineage: Eukaryota; Metazoa; Chordata; Actinopteri; Perciformes; Serranidae
Gene: taf1a
Product: TATA box binding protein (TBP)-associated factor, RNA polymerase I, A
Biological process (GO): transcription by RNA polymerase I
Cellular component (GO): RNA polymerase I transcription regulator complex
Source: RefSeq, a predicted model, not a curated record
UACAUGUGGAAGUCAUCCUCGUCAAUAAUAACCAGCAUUGUGCAAAAUUUCAGCAACAACAGAGAUUUAAAGCCUGAGGACGUGAAGUACCGCACGCUGGGUUUGAACGUUAUCUCACCGAUGCAGCAAACUGAAUAUAUUUGGGAUUUAGAUUGUUGGUUGGACCAAAAAGCAAUUUCAACACAUCAACUUGGAAUUUUCGCUGUUUUAUAGGUGGAAGUCAAUCGCUGAGCAUCAGAGAAAGAGAUAAACACCAGCUGAGUCAAAGUGCUGUUGCUGAUUAUGGAUGCAACAGAAAGAGAGCUUGUGCCUCUUGGUGUUUUAGAAGAUCAUAGCGAUUCUUCAGACGACAACUGCUCAAAAUCAGGGAAAAAACCUAAGCUCCCUCUGGUUAAUUUAAUCAGUGCAGAGACAAAUUAUGAAACAGGUUUCAAUUGGGAUACCAGAGUCUGUCUGGAGCAGAUGAGAGAAGCUGUGCUGCACCACAGAUGGCAGGAGGCAGCAGAGUAUAUGGCAUGUUACUCACAAACCAUACAAGACCUAAUUGAAGGCAGAAGAUAUUCGUGUAAGGAGCUUUUUUGGAGAAUCAGCACAGAGAUCCUUCAUCAUCACCCCAACUCAAAGCUGGAAGACUACAACAACAUCUAUGAACGGAUGAAACACUUAGGAGUUCGAAAUUACCUGCUGAUCUCUCUGGAACAUGCCUUCCACCUGCUGCUUCACGGUCACAUUGACGAUGCAAAGCGUCAGCUGUCUGUUGCUGAAAGUUGGAGGCACGGGAAGGAGUCAGUAGCUCAGUUUCAGAGGACGAAACUGAUCCAAGCCUACAGGAGUCUACUGGAUUAUAUCAUCUGGUGUGACAAAAAGUUUACACACUCUAACACUGGGUAUGCUGACAUCGGUGACAACCAGGAAAUGCACAGCUACUUCAGACAGGCCUCAGUGAAUCUAAAGGAGAUUUUAAAACAUCCUGGUGUCUGGGAUCCCUUCAUACUGAGUUACGUUGAGAUGCUGGAGGUCUAUGAGGAUCAUGAUGAGGCUUUGAAAGUCCUGAAUGAUUAUGCAUAUGACAGCACCUUUCCACCCAAUCCCAACGCACACGUCUAUCUGUACCAGUACAUGAAGCGGCAUGAUAUUCCAGAGAGGAAACUGAUGAAAGUAUUAAAGAUCCUUUAUGUAUUAGUCCCGAGCCAUGAGUUGAUGUUGGACUACAGUUCUCUCCUGCUUCAGUCAGAGAAAAAAAGUGACAUCCAGAAAGCUUUAGGAGUCAUUUUGGAAAUGCUGGACUUUGCCUGCUGGAGGAGCAAUCUGGACGUGUGGGAGCGUUUAAGGGACAUUAUUCAAAAACUGCAGUUACAAGAAGACUGGAAGGAUGUUGUCUCUGGAAAAAUGGCUUCCAGAAAAGACUGGUGGCCUGCGCUGCAUUUCACAAGCUUCCACGCCAGCAGAGACUCAGAGGAAAACCCAGAGCUCAUGCACGUGAAGGCAUCGCUGUCAAAAAUCCUUUGCCCGGACUUAAUGCUGAGGUACACAGACGGACAGAUAACCAGUUGAGAGUGAACUACAGAGAAGAACUCGAAGAGAAAAUAAAACUGCGUCUUUGUGGUUCACAAUCAAGAACAAAGCUGAGACUCCAACUGAAAGACUCCAACAAAGGCGUCGUGAUGAAGAGCAAGUCUUCACUAUGACAACAUUUCUUCUCUUUUGUGUGAUAAAAUAUUUAUAACUGAAGGUUUCCUGACACACACACAUACUUCCAUAUUUUCUUAUUUAAACCUUGUUCCUUGAAUUGACUUGUGCCUUGACAUUUUUGUUUUUAUUAUUUUUAUCAAAGCACAAGCUAUUUGGUCCACUAAGUGGAGCUCUUGUUCUGUUUUUGUGCAGCGAGUGUCUGGAGGCUAUGGCCACCUAAUUUUGGCAGAAACGGAGUGUAGCUCUGAAUGUCAGUGUUCAUGUUGGUUUGUGGUUUCUGUAAACAUGUUAAUGAAAGCAGUCUCAUUCUGACCUCAAGUGACCUUUGGCCGCUUUAUGGAGGGCCUUUUAGGUCACAAGUGUGUGUGUGUGUGUGUGUGUGUGUGUGUAAAACGCACGCAACCUCGAGGGAUAGUCUCGCCAUCAAGUCUAUUGUGUGAGAAUAAUCGACACUGAGCAUGAUGUGCAUAAAUUUAAGUAAUUUAGAUAAUUGGUAGGUAGUUAAAAAGCAUCAGUAUGAGUCCUUAUCGCUUGAAUGUAAAAGGUGCUUUUAGUAAAUGAUCAUAAUUGACUUGUGGUCAGCUUGUGUAUGUGGUAUUUUUUCACUCGCAGUAUAUGAAGCGCUUCACAAAGAGGCUUAUAUAUUUAGAUCUAUUUCUGUAAACUUGUUUGUAUGUCUCUAACGACAGGAUCUGGGCCUUCAAACGCUGCGCUCGCUCUCCUUCAGACCGCACCAUGAAAUAAAGUCUUGCAUCCA